Molecule: messenger RNA, 3131 nt
Organism: Pecten maximus
Lineage: Eukaryota; Metazoa; Mollusca; Bivalvia; Pectinida; Pectinidae
Product: neuropeptide FF receptor 2-like
Exons: 2
Coding region: 130-1212 (360 amino acids)
Biological process (GO): G protein-coupled receptor signaling pathway
Cellular component (GO): membrane
Molecular function (GO): G protein-coupled receptor activity
Source: RefSeq, a predicted model, not a curated record
CGCCGCUAGACGGCGUUCAAGCGGAAUCGUUAUUGGUUGACUCAAGCGAACAGUGUGCAGACAUACAUGUGUCUCAAUAAAUAACAAUAUAGCUGGCUACAGAGAAGACACGCCUUCGGUCGUCUGGGAAUGAACAAAGACAAAAGCAAUCAACAUAUGCUUCCAAUGGCCGAUAUAUCUGAUGUCACAACAACCCAAUGGAAUGUUUCUCUAUCAAAGUACAGCAUUACUGUUCACAAGGACUACACCUUCAAUGACGACCCUACUAGAUAUGUAAAAGUCUUCUUUGUUGCUUCUAUAUCAAUCAUGAUUAUAAUGACAAACAUUUUGAACAUAUAUGUUGUUUCCAGUACCAAACAGCUUCCAAGGAUAACCCGUAUAUGCUUUCUAAACAUGAGUUGUAGCGACCUGUUGGUAGGAUUGGUGUCCUGUUUUCCUUGUUCAGUCGUCGUUGCCAUUGGCGGAUGGCCUUACGGACCAGUGUGGUGUCAGAUUGCUGGGAUAAUACAUGGAACGUCGGUUACUAUAUCUAUCUGGAGUUUAUCCUUGGUCAGUAUUGACCGAUAUUUGGCCAUCAAAAAACCACUAAGAUAUAGAUCGUUAUUAACCGUCAAACGGACUUAUAUUAUUGUGUCCUGCUUGUGGAUCGUUGCUUUAACAACAUUCUUUCUACCAUUACCAACGAAAGAUUCAUUUCUAUAUUACCAAUUUAGCCAGGAGGAAAUGAUAUGUGGAUUGUACUGGGAAUACAAGUGGUUUUGUGUGGUGACAGCAAUAUAUAUACCUGUCCUGUCUGGAACCAUUUUAAUAUUUACAAACGUGAGCGUGAUGCGCAAGGUCAUUUCAGUAACCCGACGCAAUAGCAGACAGAGCCAGAACUAUUCUGCAGCCCGUACUAACGAUAUCAAGGCUGUUAAGUUACUCAUAGUUACCUCUACAAUCUACUUCAUUGUUUGGGGGCCGUACGUCUCCGAGGUGGUUAGCAUAAGUUUGUUUGAUAUCGACACUAUCCCGCCAUCUGUCAAGUUCACGACUAUGUGGCUAGCCAACAGCAACAGUUUUACCAAUGUCUUUGUUUAUUCCUUUAUGUACAAAUCUUUCCGGGAACGGGUUAAACUGCUCGCCUCUCCAUUAUUACCUUGUAGUACGAAAAGACAUCAACUUGAAUCAGGCGAUAGAACUGACCAAAUACAACUCUCACAAUAUGAUUGAUAUUAUACGUAACCGUUUUAAACUCUACUUAUACCGCAUGUACGCUCAAAUUUUUGUAGAAUUAAUACAAUAAUAUAAGUGCAAAAUAAAAUAUUUUUAUAAUGUGUACAUUUUUGUAUGUGAAGAAAUAAAAGAACAUGUGAGAUAUUUAUUUAACUUCGAUCAUUGGAUAUAACAAUGUUAAAGAUGUUUGUGAAUAAUAUAGUUGCUUUGACAACCUAAUUACGUCGAAUAAGGACAGGACAAGAAAAAAUACCAGGAAAAGAUGAUUUAAUAUUAAAAGAUAAUUAAUGAAUAGUAAAACGGCGCCUCAACGAUAUAUGGGAAAUCUCAACUCGGUAUGAUAGCUAUAGAAGUGAAUAUGUAUGUUGAUUUUUUUUACAUUAUUUUCCUGUAGAUAGUAGGGCCCAAUUAAAUAUGACUUGAAUUAUAAAAAUUCUCAUUGUUAUAAUUCAAAGAAAGUCUAAGAUAGAGUGCUACAAAUUUAAAUCAAUUAUGACCAAAGAUACGAAAUACUGGAUCCCGGCUCGGUUUUUAUUUGCUGUGAAUGUUUUUCGUGCAUUCGAAUCAACAUUCUUCAUAUAUACAUUUGCAUAUUUCGUAUUGCUAUCACAAGGAAAUUUUGUGAUAAAAAUAAUGUAUCGUGAUAAAACAUGUUAAGUGCUAAAACUCUUGCUACUUUCAAUUAAAAGAUAUUUGUUAGUCAUGUUAUUUCUUAAUAUGAUAAUUAUGAUACGUUUAAAAAAAAGGGGGGGGGGGGGGGGGGUUCUUAGUUGAUGAACAAUAAGUAUUCAUAUCUUUUUUACCUUUUAAAUGUAUCAUUUAAGUAAAUCGGUUAGAAAUUUAGUUUAUUAUACAUUAUGUUAAGUAAGAGGAUUGCCAAACAAGUCCAUCAUGUCAGUUUAAUACUGACCUCAGGCUAAUUUGACAUAUAUGGUAAAGUGACAACCGAAUAUCUUACGAAAACGAAGUAGUUAAAAACGAGAACCGGAACAUGAAUGUUUGAAAUGUAGUCCGCAAAAACAGACGUGAAUUGUCAAAAGCUAUGAGGAAUAUUUAUGAUUUCUAAGAAAUGCCCGUAUCAAUAUUCGACAAUUAUGUGUAGCUAUAAUUUCUUUCCUAGGGUGUUGCCAUGUUGCUCCGCUAUAACUACCCAGAUAUCAAAUAUUAUCUAACAUGUAAGUCGUUGACAGAGAUGUAUAAUGGACUACGUAGGCCGCUACCUAUGCUGGGUCUACAUGUCGACCUGACACAUCUUUCUGACAUAUUAUCAAUUUCGCGAGUAGCCAAAGUCCGCUACACCUGCAGUGUUUAAGAGCGUCAUACAGCGCUCCUUCCUGGGAUCCAUUAAUGGUACAUUUGUAUAUGAUGAUAUCAUAACUACAUGUACUGUCAUGGUGUUAUUGUAAAUAAUUCGUUACUGGGGUGAAAAUAUGUAUUAAUAUUCAUCAUGAUUCUAACUAAUUAUCUUGAUAACUACAGGAUAUAAAGAUAAAUCGUUUAUUUUCAAAAACCUUUCUGUUCCAACUGAAUAUGUUUCAACAUUAUGAGACAAAUAUAUAGGGAAUAUUCUUUCUAUGUAUCUCAUAUCGCAUUGUGUUGUAUUCUAAUCCUGUUAGUUAUUGUUGCGAAUAUUUUGUCUUAACAAACAUAUUGUUUUCUCUGCACUGUUAUUUCUUGUAUGUUUAUAGUAUCGAUACUUAUCUCAAUGGAUGUUCUUUCCGUCGUAUUUGUGUUCUUGAGAAAAAGACAGAUAUGCCACGUUGUCUUUGUAUGUUGAAACAUGUUGUCAGUGAAUUGGCUUGCAUGUCUUUGUUAUAUAAAAAAAAGAAGGAUUGCAUUGAAAAUAAAACGUUCAUUAAUCACAUUAUGUCUUGACCGUUAUUUUGGUGUGGAUUUGAUUAUACUACCACGUUUAC